UAUCAUGUGAGGCGCAUCCCAUAUCACUUCUUCUUAUUCUGUGUGAUGAUACAAGCUGGCUUAACUCUUCAAUUUUAGAUAUGGACUGCAUCAACACUACACAGAUGGAACCAAAAAACAGCACGAAUGUCAGCAGUGUGUUCACACAUCAGGUUCUGCCUGUGCUCUACACCAUCAUCUGCGCUUGUGCCUUCAUUCUCAACGGACUCGCCGCUUGGAUCUUCUUCAGGGUUCCCACCUCAUCAGCCUUAGUAGUUUACCUAAAAAACAUGGUGGUGGCAGAUGUUCUGAUGUUGUUUACCUACCCGUGGCGUGUAGUGGGCGACCUCGGUUAUGGCGGUUUGCAGUUGAAGCUGAUAGUUUGCCGUUACACAGCUGUGCUUUUCUACCUCAGCAUGUACACAGGAAUAACCUUCAUGAGCCUCAUCAGCUUGGAACGCUACUUUAAAAUCAUACGCAGUACCUCUGAAGUGUCUUCUUUUCUGCAGCGUGUUUCAGUAGCGAAGGCUCUUGCGCUGCUAACUUGGGGCAUCAUGAUGUUCUUCAUGCUGCCGAAUGCCAUAUUAACCAACCAGCCCAUGCCUAAAGUUUUCUCCUGCAUGGCCCUGAAGAGCGAACUGGGUCGGCGCUGGCACGAAAUUUCAGCCCACUUCAACGUUGGAGUCUUCUGGGUGGCAUUCCUGUUGAUGGUGUUUUGCUACACCUCCAUUGCUUGUCAUGUUUACCGCUCCUACAAACGGGUUCAGCAGGACAGCAGCAUGGCGAGACAGCGGUCAAAUCGAAGCAUCUUUAGCUUGCUGGCUGUUUUUGUCUUCUGCUUUGUUCCGUACCACGUUUGUCGCGUGCCCUACACGCUUAGCCAAAGCCACAAGGAUGACUUUAGUGCCUUCAACCGCUUCAUUCUCUUCCAAUUAAAAGAAGCUACACUCUUCCUGUCUGCCCUCAAUGUGUGUCUGGAUCCUAUCAUCUACUUUUUCAUGUGCAGGACAUUCAGAGAGUCACUUUUGCAGAAGAUGUCAUCUGUAAACCACGAAAACAGGCGGCCUUCAAUAGGCACUGGGCUCAGUAUCAGCAAUCUGUAAUGAUCGAGCAAAAAAGCAAAACGAGCAUUAGUCAUUUGCAAGAUGGAAAAGAUAUUUUGAUUUGAAACCACAUACCUAGCUGUGGUUUUCUUGCAUGUGAAAACGCAGCAUAAAGAGAUGGAGCGGAAGAAGGUCACAACAAAGUGGUGUUUUCCAAAAAACCCCACCAAGUCAUGUCAGCCACAGCUUUUAAAACAGUUUCCUGAAGAAAAGUCAACGCUUAACUGGAGAGUGGACUAUAAAUAAAAAUUCUGACAUAAUUUUCUUAUCUUCAUCUCAUUUAAAAUCUUUUACUCUUAAAAAUAAAUAUUACUGCUGUUUUCGCAGCUAUGCCAUUGAAGAAUCAUUUUUGGUUCCCUGAUGAAAAUUUUAAUGAACAGUUCUAAAAAGAAGCAACUUUCUCAUUGUGAAGAAAAUGUAUUUUUAAAUUCCUCUAUAAAGAACCAUUUGUGUAAUAUACAUAUUAUGAGGAUGUUAAAGGUCCAUCAUAGAACCAUAGAUGUUUGUGUACUUUCUUCUAUGGAAUAAAAUGGUGACACUGAAGACAUAAAAGUGAAAGAGAA
Molecule: messenger RNA, 1645 nt
Organism: Carassius gibelio (silver crucian carp)
Lineage: Eukaryota; Metazoa; Chordata; Actinopteri; Cypriniformes; Cyprinidae
Product: P2Y purinoceptor 14-like
Exons: 2
Coding region: 81-1082 (333 amino acids)
Biological process (GO): G protein-coupled receptor signaling pathway
Cellular component (GO): membrane
Molecular function (GO): G protein-coupled purinergic nucleotide receptor activity
Source: RefSeq, a predicted model, not a curated record